GGCGAAUAGCCUUUGCAUUAGUUGCAACUGCAUCUCGCAGAGUGCACCGCCGCACGCAGCCUUAUUUCUUUCAUUGUUGCCGCCGCCGCAUUGUUGGGCCCGCACCAUUGUUGUUAUUUUGUUUUGUUUCGCGUCUGCAAAUGUGUGACUGACUCUCGCCGCCGUCCAGGACUGUGCGUGCGGACGCUGCUUUUUCGCGCGCCGCUAGAGACUUUCUUUCUUCCUCUGUGCUCCAUGCCCAGCCUCCCACGCCAGCUGCUGGUUGCAGCUUCAACUCCUGUCUGAGGGCUCGGUCUUUGCAACCACAAGUCAGCGAGAAGAAGAGGCCGACGUCGGAUUUUGAGCCGAUACCAAAGAUCCAUCACUCCGAUCUCACUCAGGAAGAUGUGCUAUUGCUGCUGCUGCUGCGCUGCUACUGGAAAGUGACUUUCGCUAAAUAGUGAAUUAGUUGCGUCGCCGUCGUUUUUCGUUCAACUUCUUUUUUGUUGCGUUGUUACGAGUUUAUUUCGCUGUUAUCCACUGUCUGCGGACGCACGCACACACACAAAGUUCCUGCCAAUUUCCCUCCGGCGCCGGUUCAACCAAAAACUGAACACAUGACCGAAGUAUCUAACCGGAUCUUCAAGAUGAAUCCAGACUUUUGGCAAGCCAGGUCACCAGCACCAGACCCAAAGGUCACCGAGAAGAUAGUCAACGAACUGCAGCUCGCAACCAGGCCCAACAACCAACUAUCAGAACGUACCUUAGAGGAAUGCUGGACUACCCUUCAACGUGUGAGUUGGCAUCUAUUCCGUUGUAUCUUCAUGCACAAGUCGGCGAUGCAGAUGCACGCGAGGGAGGCCGUGCAGGCGGCCGGGGGCGGCGCGGGGCCCCUGAUGCCCGUCACGCGGCCCGAGGUCAAGCCGCACCAGUGUCAACAGUGCCUCAAGUCGUUCAGCUCCAACCACCAGCUGGUGCAGCACAUCAGGGUUCACACCGGCGAAAAGCCCUACAAGUGCAGCUACUGCGACCGACGCUUCAAGCAGCUCUCGCACGUCCAGCAGCACACCAGACUGCACACCGGCGAGCGUCCGUACAAAUGCCACUUGCCCGACUGCGGCCGCGCGUUCAUCCAGCUGUCGAAUCUGCAGCAGCACCUCCGCAAUCACGACGCCCAGGUGGAGCGCGCCAAGAACAGACCGUUCCACUGCAACAUCUGCGGCAAAGGGUUCGCCACCGAGUCCAGUCUGCGAACCCACACGUCAAAGUAUUUCGGAAGAAUGACUCAUGAGGAGCUUCAGCUGCGUGAUCCUGUAUUGCAGCAGCACGCGGCCCUGCUCGGCGGACCCAACGCUACCAGCUGCCCCGUGUGCCACAAGGUGUUCCUCGGCGCUGAAGCCCUCAUGGAGCACAUGAAGACUACCCACAAGGACCCCAACGCCUCCGGAAUUGCAAUUCCCCCUGUUCCAUCCGUUCCCCCCGUGGACACGUACUUAGCCAAGAGGCGGACGGCCAACCACCCAUGUCCCGUGUGCGGAAAGCACUACGUCAACGAGGGCAGCCUGCGCAAGCACCUCGCCUGCCACCCUGAGACGGCCCAGCUGUCCACCUCGCUCCGCAUGUGGCCCUGCAGCGUCUGCCAGGCUGUCUUCACCCAUGAGUCAGGCCUGCUGAGCCACAUGGAGCACAUGCGGAUGGACCCGAAGCACCAGUUCGCCGCGCAGUACGUGCUGAGCCGCGCGGCGGCGGAGCGGCGCGAGCGUGAAACGCUGCUUGUGGCGGCGGCCGCGACGCUGGCCGCCUCGACCAACCAGGCCCUGAACCAGGCAAACGCGGCGGCCGGGCCUUCAAUGGGCUGCGCCAGCCCGUCGGCCAACUCGGAGAGCAGCUCAGGCCGCAUGAGCUCGCCGCUUAACAUGCAAAUGCAACCCUCCGACAUUUGCAAGAUGGAGCGGCCCGCCUCAGCAUCCGACCUGACUGCAGCUGCCGUAAGCGCCGUCGUCAACAACAAUAACAACAACAACCUGAGCAACAACAACACGAGCCAGCAGCAGCAGCAGCAACAACAACAACAACAACAGCAACAGCAGCAACAACAACAGCAGCAGAACAACGGCGUCGGCAGCGUUAAUUCUGACGUCAUCAUGCGAUAUGAGGAAGCCAUCAAACGAGCGAGACUGAGCCCAGAAAUUGAUUCUACGGAUUUAUUGCUUGGAAAUAGAGCUUGGAACGAGAAAUUAACCGCUAAAAUAAACGCGGUGACGCCGAGCAACAUGAGCAUGAACAACCACCUGGGCCACCUUGGGCACCACCUGGGUCAGCUGGCGGCGGCGAACCAUCACGGGGCCGACUGCGGGCAACAGUUGGUCAGCCCGACGUCGGUGGCGGCGGUGACGGCGAUCGCGGCCGCGGCGGCCAGUCGAAUGGCCGGUCCGCAGACGGCCGACCAGGCGAACCAGGCGGCGGCGGCUGUGGCGGCAGCGAUGCGCAUGUCGGCGGCCAACGGUGGCUCGGACAUGAACGGGCUGCGGCCGAACGAGCUGAGCGCACAGCAGGAGGCGGCCAUGCGGAUGCAGGCGGAGGCGCUACUGCGGUCGCAGGCCGAGGCGGCCCUACGGAUGGCCGUGAGCCAGGCGGCCGCCGCGCAGAACGAGAGCCGGCUGUCAGUGGCGACAUCUACGAUCAGCAACGUGGUCAACGGCAUGAUGAGCAACGGCGUGGUGGUAAACGGCGGCCAGCAGUCAGCCAGCAGCAUGAUGAACCAAUCGGCGGCCCACCAGGCGGCCGCCGAACUGACCGAGGCGCUGCGGCUGCAGGAGCAGCGGCUGGAGCAGGCGUUGCGGCUGCACGGCGGCGACCCACGUGCCCUCGGCUUCUCGCUGGCCCAGCAGACGAUGCAGCAGACCAUGCAACAGACCAUGCAGCAAACCAUGCAGCAGGGUAACUGAGGAAUCGACGGAGCGAUGCUCGACCUGGCACUCGCCUACAUUCUCAACAGUUCCUCCAACACGCCCAACUCUGCUGAUUAACGAGUCGGGAACUGUUUAGACUGUCGAAAUAGGCGGACACGAGUAGAGCCCCGAGGACACACCACACGGACACACGGAUGAUCCACAGCCAGGAUAUACGCAUAGGAAACUUGACAGUGUGCGGACACUUACUAUUGUAUCGUUGUUGAAAGAGAAGAAGAGAACAAGUACAUGUUUAAACCGGUAGAUUGUAAAUCUGUGGAUUGAGUGCGGUCAGGGUGCGAGCAUAGUUAUUUAAAGAAAACAAACUCUUUUCGUGUGCCCUGCGACUCUCGAAGGAGGUAGGGCGCGGGUGCGGCCGGCCUGACUCGGCGGGCGGCACCUUAAAAACCUGCAACACACUGCUGCUAUUUUAAACCGUGUGCGUGAAUUGCGAAAAUUGUUGUUGAACACAGAUGAAAAUUAUUUAAUAAGCAGCGCCGUGUGCAUAUUUUGAGGUUAGCAUUCACAUGUAGCGUGAUAUAUAUGGGGAUGAGCGAAUGAGGUGAACGCGAGUGCGAGAUGUCGUUGACUUAUAUAGAGAUCAGAUCCUUCUAUUGCAAACUGUAUGAGAGACGAGAGAUGCUUAUAUUUUAAUUCUUAUUUCAAAUGCUUUUACGUUGUUAUAUUGUUUAUUUGAGACAAACACUCAACUCACGCGGCGGACACGAUUAUGACGCGCGAUGAUUGAUUUAAUUUAAAAAAAGAACUACAUACUGAGAAUACCAAGGACAAAAAGGUGAAUACUAAUAAUUCUCUCUGUGAUUGUUUAAGUUUCCUUUGAGAAAGAAGAUAAUAACUAAAUAUUUGAAGUAGUAGAUUUUACGGAUGAAAAUUAGUCUGACAAAUAGAGGUAUAAAGCGCGCCAGAUGACUUCUAUAUUUUAACUAACAUAAUAACACAAAAUGGCGAACAGAUUUUUAUAAUUUUUACUGACGAAAAAUGAAACAAAUGAGCAGUUGAAGGAUAAACCACACACACACAACACACACAACAAUAUAUAGGGACGAGUAUGUAAGGGAAAUAUUUUUUGAAACUCACACACGCGACAAAAUACAAAAACGAAACUCUUUUCCGAAGCUCUUGCCACCACCACUCACCAAAGACACGUUCGGCCGUAGAUUCCUUUUCGACGAAAUUCGCACCGAAAAUUAACGCAUUUGCUGAAAGGAAUCCGAAAACGCGACGUGGGUCUGAAACGGACAGAAAAGCCAGAUUUCCACCCAGAACGAGAGUAUAAUAAUCCAACAAACAACACACACAAGAAAAAAAAACUCGCUCGAACGGUUCGAUAUUUUCGUUUUCCACUUUCGUUACAGACGUUCUGAUGUCUCUUGAUUUCUCUGAUGUACAGCAGUAAAUACACACUACACAAAUGCAAUAGUAAAACUGACACACUUGAAAAAAGAUGACACACACACUCAAACUAGAUUACAAUAGUACACACAAACACACAACACACACGCGUCUCGCCGAACGACCGAAACUACUCUGCAAAGCAGCAGGAAUUACAUCACAAAAGGCGUUGGGCGAACUGAGUAGUUCCGGGCCGGUUCGGCGGGCCGCGGCCCACCAACCGGAGAGACGUCCUCCUCCGCGAACGAGAGGGGACGUCCGCGCAAUCAGUACACAUACACAAAAAUGUAAAAAAAAAUGAAGAAAAAAAUAUACGCAGACUUUAAUUCUGUUAGGCUCGGCAGGAGCCGCCAAUUAACCAAAAGUGGCGACCGAUAGGCGCCACAUCACUGAGCAAGAGACAGACCCACCAGAGUUCAAGUGUUACGCAAAAGCACACUAACCAACCAACCAACUCACAAACAGAGAAAAACGCACUGCUGCAGUAACGUGAUUAAUUAAGUCGAUCUCUACAAAAGACUUAUAUCCAAACACUGAAAAACUGCGACACACACAUGAUAAUGAAUAAUGUGUAGUAUUCCACAAAAAAAAAAAAAAAAAGGGGUAAAUAAAUUGAUCCGGUUUUAGCCCGUGAGUGGGCGAACCUUCGAGUACUAACAAGGAAAACCGGCAGUUGAUUUACGCAGAAACACACUCCACACCCACACACACUCACACACACUCGUAACAGCAGUUUUCGUUACAGUACCAAGUAUGCCGACGAGGGGGGUCGCCCCGCGGGGCCUGCCCCCCCACACACAUCAAACCAAGUAUUAGCCAGGCGUAAGGUUAAUUCGCCGAAGGUCGGAGCCGGCGGAGAGUCUUACCAGGCGCUAAUACCCGUGCACAAGCCAAGUGGAGCCCCGACCCGAGCACCACACGGCCCCCCGCGCCACAGCGGAGCUAGGUGGCCCGACCGGUGCUCGAGUGAGGCGCCAAUUCAAUCGUUUUAGUUUUUCUACACUCUAAUUUCUCUUUAAAGUAACCGCGACUAACUAACUAACCACACGCAGUUUUCUUUCUUAGUACUUUUUCGCUUAAGGUGCAUUUCUUUUCUCAUUUUAGUUUCCUGGUUUUGAUUAUUUAUGUGUGCGUUUGAUUGAUUCAUUUACGAUAUAAAAUGCAGGUUUCGUUUGUAAGUUUUAACACACGUCAUCCAUUGAUUUUAUAUUAUUACGCAUUAUUAUGAUUAUUAUAUAUACCGAUAUAAGAUGUUUAUGAAUAUAUUUAAUUAUUAUUAUUAUCUACACACGCCGGUUUAAGUUUUCGCAGAUAAUGUUAAACGUACAUACACACGCAGCGUUAAGUUUGGACGGUGUUCGUUCGUUCGUUCGUUCGUUUAAUCGAUUUCAAUACGCAGCCAUUAAGUUUGAGCGCGAUGAUUAAUUAUUACACAGCAGACACACAUGUACUACUUAUUAUUACAUAACGCUACGAUACAGUAAUAACAAUAAUACACAUUAUUAUGGAAUUCAUGUUAAUAAUAUCACGCAACACUAUGUACACACACUCUUAAGGCAGUAAAAACAAAGAAACACUUCCGGGACGCGAAGCAGGCAAAAUUUUAACACAAACUCACUUCACAAACACACACAACCGAACCGAGAAAAGGGAUCCGUAUCGAUUAAUUACACGCUAAAAUACAUUUACAUUCUAUAUUUAAAAAUAGUACAACGCUCUCCUCUUUAAACAAAACACUCUCUUUCUCUUUUUCCGCAAAAAAAUAAAUCGACAGCAGGAAAACCGGUUUCAUUCACUUCUAAUUAUCGCAUACGCAAUAGGAAUCAAAGAAUAGAGAUUGAGAAUAAGUACCGUGUAUCGAUUAAGCAAGCUGUAUUCCAUUGAGAAUUUAUCGUUUUCCGCUCUCCUCACAUCACACACUCAAGCCGAGUAUUAUUUCCGAAAAUAAAAAUAAAAAUAUAUAGCUUUUGGGGAAUAAUAAUUGUUGUCGAUGCCGAGUUAUUGUCGUUUCCUCCACUCUCAAUUUGAACUUGUAAGUACAAUAUUGUGCUGAGAAAUAUGGGUUGCAGACAUAUUUGUUACAGUUAAUUCAGCUCUCAAUCAAUCCUAAUAAGUGUACGUGUUGAAUAAUACCGCUGGUUUUCUGCACCCAGCCGCCAAAAAGCGCUCCAAAAUAUCUGAAGCUUUUUUUACUGAUAAGAAAACAGAACCGCAAAUACAAACCUGCGCGAUGAAAUUGGAGUAUUCGAUUAGAACGGCGGCUUCUUUCGCGGCUUCGUGCAGAAAAGCAGGCAUCUUGAAAAUUGGGAUUGUGCCAUUUUCCAAUUUGAACCACGCAAUAGAAUGUUACGAUACAGACUAAGAAGUAAUGAUUUGAACAGUUAUUGUGCCCAGUCUGAUUUUCCCAGUGUUUCUCUCCGAUGCAUCUUCCAAUGAUUGUUUCAAUGUUGUCGACUUAGCCCACAAAAUGAUUGUUUUUUCUGCUCAAAUCCACAUCACAGAGACAGUGAAGAAAGAACCUUUAAUUGCUCAUUGUGAACGCACGCGUUAUUUUAAGGACAUGAUUGUAAUUAACAAUGUCUCACCACAGAGGUUGAGAAAUUAAUUAGAACUUACGGCCUCGCAAUGUGAAAACCGUUUCUUUUCCAACUGAGAAAAAAUUUCUUCUUUCGCGAAAUCCGCUGGAAAUACACAAUUGUCAAGCCACCUUCGGCAGUUCCUAAC
Molecule: messenger RNA, 7067 nt
Organism: Cloeon dipterum
Lineage: Eukaryota; Metazoa; Arthropoda; Insecta; Ephemeroptera; Baetidae
Exons: 12
Coding region: 597-2927 (776 amino acids)
Biological process (GO): regulation of transcription by RNA polymerase II
Cellular component (GO): nucleus
Molecular function (GO): RNA polymerase II transcription regulatory region sequence-specific DNA binding; DNA-binding transcription factor activity, RNA polymerase II-specific
Source: RefSeq, a predicted model, not a curated record